ACCUACUAUCUAUCAAUUUUUACCGCCCUAUCAAAGGCUAGUGGGUCAAGGUCAAACUUCUUAGAAGAGCAAAGGUUUGAGAGGGCUUCGAUCAUGCUAUAUUCUGCCUCUUAACCACCCAAACCACUUAAAAGAGUGAGUCAUUCACCACUAGACUGGUGGUAAAUUUUGCAGUUUUUAUUGGCAGCGAUUCAAGAAUUCAUUCUUCAGCUUCACAGCAGGUUUCACACGUCAAGGGACAAUAUCUGUAAAUGAUAAACCUUGAGGUGUGGUAGUUUGAAGGAUUCUAAUUCCUGGGUCUUGAUUUUUGCAAGUCGAGAGCUAUGGUCCUCGGGAAUUUUACUGGGCAACAAUUCAAGACUUGUGAUUUGUUUGGCACCUGCUUACAUCCUUCUAAUUUCCUUCCAAUGCAGAGCAGAAGAGUUUGUAUGAUGCCGUUUGUGAUUGAAGCGAGGGCAAAUACCCGGACGGAAAGUGCAAAAAUUCGAAACAGGAGAAUACGGAAAAAGUUCAAUGGCACGCCCACAAAACCGCGACUUUCAGUCUUCUGUUCGGACAAACAAUUGUAUGCUGUACUGGUGGAUGACCAGAACAAGAAGUGCCUAUUCUAUGCCAGCACUUUACAAAAAUCCAUUCGCGAGAAUCCCCCAUGCAGCAAAAUCGAAGCUGCUGAACGUGUUGGUAACGAGCUUGUCAAGACUUGCGUUGAGCUCAAUAUUAAUGAGAUUUCACAGUACGAUUGCAAUGGUUUUGCUCGUGGAGAAAGGAUGCAAGCCUUUGAGACUGCAAUUGCUCAACAUGGGUUCUUGCUGUGUUAGACAAGGCAUCUAGAGACAGGUUUUUCAUAAACACUGUUUACGAAAACUGGAAAUAAAAUCACUAUGGUGCGGCGUGAGGACUGAAUUUGCAUUAUUUAGAGGCUUGUGAAACAAUGUACAUAUGUUGUGCCUGUUUGGUUGGAAUCUUUCAUUAGUGAUUUUGCAAAAUGCUUGUCAUAAAAUUGAUUUUGUAGUAAAUGCUCGUAAUUUUCGUAUCA
Rhododendron vialii is the source of this 1036-nucleotide messenger RNA. Its product is annotated as large ribosomal subunit protein uL18c. Gene Ontology annotation, molecular function: structural constituent of ribosome; 5S rRNA binding. NCBI's taxonomy places the organism in Eukaryota, Viridiplantae, Streptophyta, Magnoliopsida, Ericales, Ericaceae. The record is from RefSeq and is a predicted model, not a curated record. The transcript has 5 exons. Gene Ontology annotation, biological process: translation. Gene Ontology annotation, cellular component: ribosome. Bases 324 to 818 code for a protein of 164 amino acids.